UGUUGGAGUGGUUUGUUCCUUGGACUUGUUGUGCGGGAGGCUCUCUGUGGUCUCGGAUUCCGGAUCGGCCAAGCGUGGGAACCAGCCGUGCGCAACGAGCGUCCGCCCGCGCCCUGGGCGCAGCGCAAAGAGGCGCUCCGGUGCCAGGCAGGAGGCGGCGCUCGACCCGUUGGGCCUAUCCCCGGCCGGGCCUGCCCCUUCCGCGGUCUGGCCACGCGGAGGCCCCCUUCUCCUUCCCCGGCUUCGGGGAGCCACUCCUUCGCCCUUCGCAGCCGGCCAUGGAGGGCUACCGAGAAGCCGCCACGCGGGCGGCGGAGACGCUGCAGAGCUACCGGGAGGAUCUCGGCGGCUGGCGGAGCUGCAAACGCACGAAUGAAGUUUCUGUUUCUUGGAAGCCAUCGACUGAAUUUCAUGGAAACAUAUACAAAGCAGAAGGAAUUCUGCCUGCAGAACCAGAGGUUGUGUUUAAAUGCUUAAAACCAGAGGCUGGAGGUCUUAGAGAAAAAUGGGAUAAAAAUGUGAAGGAACUAUUGAUCAUUGAGAUAAUUGACGAAAAUAUCUGCAUCGUUAGAACUAUCACACCUUCUGCGUUCAUGAAGAUAAUUUCUCCGAGAGAUUUCUUGGAUGUGGUCCUGAUUAAGCAGGAAGAGGAUGGGACAAUUUUUUCAGCAGCAACCAAUGUAGAGCAUCCGCAGUGUCCUCCGGAACCAGGUUACGUGAGGGGGCGGAAUUAUCCUUGUGGCUGUUUCUGCGUUCCCGUCCCAGGGGAUCCAAACAGAACCCAGCUGAUCAGCUUCUUCCAGAGCGAUCUAAGUGGGAACCUUCCCCAUUCUAUUGUCGACUCCUUCUUUGCGAGCAGCAUAGCUGAGUUUUACAGCAAUCUGGCCAAAAUGGUGAAGACACUCGUGGCUUAAGCAGUAUUUCUUUUUCCUACAAAAGUUGAACCAGCAAAAUGUCUGUAUUUCUGCCGUAUUGCGAUUGCAGGACGGCAUCAAGCAUCUGGAAAAUCCCAUUAAUGUUUCAGUGGGAAAGAUUUGACCUUGUUCACUGGAAUCGGUGGGGCUUGGAAAUGCUAGGCCAUAGACUGGAAGAAAUUCUUUUGGCUUUUUUCUGUGCUAAGUGUCACAUCGGUUGGAAGAAAAAGCCCCUUAAGUUGUUGGAAGGUUUCAAACUUUGCUUAUGGAGUGAUAGGAUAUAGGGCACUGUAAUCUCUCUGUCUUUUUAAAGAAACAAGUUUCUAGUCCACAAGGCUAUGGAAGAUAGGCUGGAAAGUGUGGGUGAUGUUUAUCCAGGUUAAGGCCACAGGUUGAUCUGGAUUUCAGGUUUUGGUGCCCUGUGUAUUUCUUUGUACCUCUCGAUGACUAACUGGUUCAGACCUGUUCCUGAUACGUGCCAGAUGUUGCUUGUGUACUGCGAUUUGGAAUAUAUGGGGUGUGUUAGUGAUACGCCUGAAUUGAAAGGGUUGUUCCACCUCCACAGACGCUCCUGUGGUUUAUAUGCAAAGACUUCUUGUCUGUGUAAGAAGUUUGCAACUACAAACCAUGCAUGCAGUUGUUUUCUCAAGGAAUCCAGCCUUUUUUGCAUAGCAAGCAAACCUACUUUGCUUGCGAUGAAAACAAUUAGGAAGAACAUGCCUUCACACGUACUUGCUGGCACGGAAGCUGUUAUAAAGGCAGCAGCCACCAAGUCCCAAGUCAAGUCCCAAAUCCAAAGUAAGGCUUAAGCACAUAAACAAAAUUGGGAAGAUCUUGGACAAGGAGUUUUGUGCUCCAUGUCCUGGUGCAGUGAGACACAUGUGGAACUUCAAACCGUCAUUUGACCAAUAGCUUCAAUGAAUCGAGAAGACCUUGUGGUCAAAAAUUCCCCAUGCCCAUAAACGUUUUCCAUUCAGGUCUACAGGGCCAUCAACUAGAGCUAUGGAUGCAAAAACCUAUUACCAAGUAUUGUUGAAGGCUUUCGUGGCCGGAUUCAACUGGUUGUUGUGGGUUUUCUGGGCUGUGUGGCCUGGUAGAUCUCGUUCCUAACGUUUCGCCUGCAUCUGUGGCUGGCAUCUUCAGAGGUGUAUCACAGACAGAAAACUGAAGAUGCCAGUCACAGAUGCAGGCAAAACGUUAGGAACGAGAUCUACCAGACCACGGCCACACAGUCUUGAAAACCCACAACAACCAGUUACUACCAAGUCUCCAUCUAUUAAAUGGGCUUAUGAGAAAAUUUGCCUGGUGAGCAGAAUAUCACAGGCUCAGCUCUUGCUGGACUAUACCAGUUCAGACAGCAGGAGAACUUUUCACUACUUGAAAACUAGCUUGGUAGGGAGAAUGCUUCUCCAAGAGUCCUCUUUAUGCGGGGAGUUUUUACAUGGGGAAGAUAUUAAAAUGUGAUUUUAGAAACUGUAGUCUGACAAAGUAUCGCUCUAGAUCUGCACCAUGUCAUUAUGCAAUUAAUGUAUGGGUCCUAUUGGCCUGCCUUGCAGGGUUAUUGUGAGAUACUACUGUAUAACUGAUAAUAAUAUAAAUAAUGUUAUUAAUAAUAAAAAGGUGGUGGUUUUUUAAA
This is a messenger RNA of Sphaerodactylus townsendi, 2550 nucleotides long. It is a transcript of the gene STARD5, whose product is annotated as StAR related lipid transfer domain containing 5. NCBI's taxonomy places the organism in Eukaryota, Metazoa, Chordata, Lepidosauria, Squamata, Sphaerodactylidae. The coding region runs from base 279 to 914 and encodes 211 amino acids. The record is from RefSeq and is a predicted model, not a curated record. The transcript has 6 exons. Gene Ontology annotation, molecular function: lipid binding.